Messenger RNA from Gamsiella multidivaricata, 2577 nucleotides. RefSeq names its product oligomeric golgi complex component, COG2-domain-containing protein. NCBI's taxonomy places the organism in Eukaryota, Fungi, Mortierellomycota, Mortierellomycetes, Mortierellales, Mortierellaceae. Gene Ontology annotation, cellular component: COG complex; membrane. Gene Ontology annotation, biological process: intra-Golgi vesicle-mediated transport; Golgi organization; protein transport. The transcript is spliced from 9 exons. The record is from RefSeq and is a predicted model, not a curated record. Bases 1 to 2577 code for a protein of 858 amino acids.
AUGGUGGCAUCCUCAGGAGAAAUCGACAGCGCCAGAAAUGAUCAGGCCGCGGCCGCGACCGCUAUUGGGGCAGGAAUAGGGCCUACAAACGCCUCCUCUCAUAGUCGGAAACCGUCUCAUCUGAGCAUCGACUCCAAGACCGCCAAUUCUGCAUUUCUCCACACACUCAACUCACAACUUCAAAUUGCUGCCAAUAGCCAAUACCAUCAGCGCCAUACUCAGAAUCAAAGUCAGGACGCGUCGUCUGUCUCUGAGAAUGAUUUCCCACUGGCGAUCGGUAUUGACAGGGCAGCGCUCAUUGCGCCCGACUUUAACACGGAUGAGUUUUUGUCGGCACGACGACACUUGCCUUUAGAGGAACUCAAAUCUCAGCUCAUUUCACAUAUGAAGGAGCUCAAGACGGAGCUCGUGGAGCUAAUCAAUAGCGAUUACGCUGACUUUAUCAAUCUCUCGACCAAUCUCAACGGCGUGGAUCGCACGAUGGAGGAUCUCCGGAAACCGUUGGACAGGAUGAAGGACGACGCGAUUGCGGUGAAAGCGAAUCUUCAGUCGCUUGUUAAUAGUCUAGAGCAAAAGCUGCAACAUCGCGCCGAGAUUCGGGAAAAGAAGGCCAGCUUGCAAUUGCUCCUCAACAUCUCGGAAUCGGUAGCUAAGGUCGAGGGGCUGUUGCAGAUCUCCAGCACUUCGGAAGCACCUACAGGACUGAGAGAUACCAGUGAAAGCAUAAGCGUUGCAAAGCGACUUGAACGCGUGGCGAUCGAAUACAAUCAGAUGCAAUACCUUGUCAGUAAGGGUGCCAAUCUUCCAUUCGUCGCUACUAUUGACUGGCGCCUGAUCAGGAUCAAGGAGACUAUGAGUGAGAAUUUAUCGACUGUCCUUCGCUCGUGCAUCCUCCCGCCACAACAGAUCGAAGGCGAUUCAUCAGCCAACAAGGAUUCUCUUUCGCAGUGUCUGAGGACAUAUGCAUUGAUCGACCAGACAACAGAGGCUGAAAAAGUGAUCACCGAUGACCUCCUCGCCCCAUUCAUCAACAAAACAAUUACACGGUCAGCGCUUUCAGAUCGGUCGCACACCCACUUCAACAGCGGACAGGACCAGCAGACACCGCUCGCCAUUAUAUACAACCAUGUCCUUGUGUUUAUCGAUACUCACUGUGGUGCCCUGAUCAAUGUGACGCAAAAGGAACUCAAGGGUACUAAUUUUGACAUACCCGUGAACUGCAUCUGGGGCAUCACCAGCCAGACGGUCUUGAAAAAUAUACCCCAGAUUCUCACGCCUGGAAUCCCGGAUGACUUUCAUCGGAAUUAUAUGGAUACGAUGGAAUUUAUCUCAAACAUCGAGGAACUUUGCGGAUCGCGCAAGUCGUUGAUGCGGUUAAGAUCGCAGGCGAGUUACCAGGCGUUCAUGAAGCGGUGGCAGCUACCGGCAUACUUCCAGUUGAGAUUUAGGGAUAUCUCUCUCUCGGUCGAGGACGCAUUCCAGAUGAAUAUCGAUGUCAGCCAAAAAUUGCCAAGCGCAGAUGUACGUCUGCCAGCGAGUAUGGCUCUUAUUCGGGCAAUUGAGAGGUGCUGGGCCCCAGAUGUGUUUAUCUAUGGAAUCGCCUACAGCUUUUGGAAGUUCACCCUGCAACUCAUGGCAAGGUAUUCGUUCUGGAUUUCGACCAAUCUUGCCAAGGAUUUAGACCUGCCUAAGGAAAGAUCUGCUCAAUCAAGGUCAUCGUCUCCUGCGCCUGGAGCUACCGGUAGCAUCGGACGUCAACAAGGCCGUUCCACGCCCGCACCUGGCGGCCCACUCCGCUCAACCGGACCCGCUGGCCGAGCAUCACUGGAGGAUAUGAUACUUCAGCAGCUUUCAAUGGUUGUGAAUGACGUCGACCAUGUCACUACACAAAUUCAAGAAAUCUUUGACCAGCAGAUCCAACCACGACUACCGCCAGCGAUCGCAAACGAACCCGUUGUGAUAGAGUCUUUUGAACAGAACUUGAAUGCAAUCCGUCAGGAUGUGCCGGCGGUGCAGCAGCGGAUCACAGAUCUUCUCACAAAGCAUUGUGUUGAGACGCUGAAUCAUGUUAAGAACCUAACCGCACGAGCAAGCGAGGGUCCGCCCAGGGAGCCCUCACAGUUCGUGCCGUUGAUCCUUGCACCGCUCGCAAAGUACAUUUCUGGAUCAGGAUCGGUUCUGAAAAGCGAGGCUAGGGACCGGUGGGCUCUGGAGGUGAUCACCGCAACGACGAACCAAUACAACACCAUUCUGGCAGAACGACUGCUAGAUACCAAGAUAACUGAGGAGAGGACCAAUAAGCUGAAGGCUGCUGCUGCGAAGUCGAGAGCCGGUGGUCUUUUGUCAAGAGCCGCGCCCAUGUUACCCAAUGCGUUCUCGUCCUCAGCAUCACUGGAUACUGAGACCAAUAUGUCGACAAACGACAAGCUGAGAUUGCAAUGCAUGCUUGAUGUCAAGUGUUACAAGACGGAGCUGACCAAGUUUGCUAUCAAUCCGAACAAGUUCCAGCCAUAUCUGGAUCUGGAGGCCAACACGCAGCCCUACGAGGGGUUACUCGCGGCUGCCACACAGAACUAG